Molecule: messenger RNA, 2448 nt
Organism: Linnemannia hyalina
Lineage: Eukaryota; Fungi; Mortierellomycota; Mortierellomycetes; Mortierellales; Mortierellaceae
Source: the annotation of a GenBank genome assembly
AUGAGUCGCAUUAUACGUAUUCCAGGCGGCCUGAUUGGCUGCACUAUUGGCACUCCAGGCAGUUUGAAUCGCCACCAGAUUGGGAUCCGCUUGCAAGGGUGGGCCAGGAUGGACAAAAAACAGGUCGUCCAGGCACUUGGGUGGGAACACCCACCGGCAUUGCUCCGUGUUGGAACGCUGUCUAAAAACGUCAAAAGUGCAUUGAAGGACGAUGUCGCCGUUGCCAAGGAGGCCUUUACUUGUUUGCAGGACGCGGUUCAUGAGGCAUAUGGGGUCAAGAGGCGGGCACAGAGGAUUGUAGUGAUGUAUGUUGAGAGGAUGGCCGUCGGUGAUCUCAUUCCUGCCGAUCGCGAGUAUCUAGAUCUUCUCUGCCCAAGGAUCGUACCUGAGGAGUCCAACAAUAGUGACAACAUUGCACACAUCAAUUCGGACGAUGACGACGACGCCAAAAAGGAUCGCCAGCAGCAGUUUCUGAACGGGUUCUUGCGCUUUCUAUACUCUGGUAACUAUCCACGCGAACAAGGUGUCGGCCGAUCCGUCAAUGGAUUCAUUCAGCGACUCCAGGGAAUGGGCUUGUUUGAUCGUUUGCGGCAGUCUCCUUUGCGCGAGAGAUCUGCUUUGCGCGAGAAUACAGCAUUUCCGCCCACCGAACUUGUGCGAUCUGUAUCUUCCCAGCUGACGGUUGAACUCAAGAAGAUGUACAGCAACGGAACGCGUGAGAUACAAGAGCAGCUGAAGAGACGAAAGGACAAGGUUGAGGGCUCGUUGGUAGGAUGUGACCUGGAGAUUCGCAAAGAGAUGACAGCAGUGGAGAAUUUUCUGGUCUUCAACAGAAUGAGCGGAAACUCGCGCCGGAUUAUCCCUAUGUCCGCUAGCAAAGAUGGAUUUGUGUCCUUUUCAGAAAAAGAGAUUAUCACAUUGUUCUGGAAGAGACCCACCCUCAAGGUCAAGAUUCUGGAGUUGGUAACGCCCGUGUUCCCUGGCUGUCUGGCAUUGACGGAUGUGACGGAUAUCUGGUUGCGCGACCGAGAGCCAGGCUUCGUGAUCAAGAGCCCUCUUUCCGAUGUUGCCCCUGUUGAUCUAACAAGUCGACAGAAGGGCAAAGUAGGAUAUCGAGCCGCUGUCAAGUUGAUGACCAUUUCGGAAAUCAAAGCCCAUCUCCUCACCAUCCGCCAGCCAGCGUUCGACCCUAGAACAUAUGCCACGAAAGGGUAUGUGCUCCGCGGUUCCAUUCGGACGAAUGGUUUCAGUAUUCAACUGGCCGCUUUCAAGUUGAGGGAACUGCAAGCGGUCCGGUUUAGGAGAUUACCAGAAGAUCGUCUGCCGCCUCGCUUGACGACUACAGUGGGCGGAUUGGACUAUUACCUGACGGAGAUUCGCAACAUUGUUCGGACCAAGGAGGACGUUGCACAGUUGUGGCCGAAUUGUGCGCCCGAUCUGAUCAAGAUUCUGUGUCUGGACUUGGGUCAAGCCUGUGUCGUGGGUGCCUACGCCUCAUUGCCGGAUUCAACACGCUCGAACGAUACUAGCAAGGGAAAGAACCAUGCCGCCUCGACUGCCAUGGACAUACCAACCACCUCGACUCUGGCCGCCGUGACCACAUUAACCAGCCCUCAGUCUCAGGUUUUCUAUAACCUAUCGGUAAAACAAAAGGCAGUCUCUCAACCAUCUUUCAAAUUCCGGCGAUGGACAGAGGAGCAGAAGCGGAUUGUCCCUGCAGGCGCCACCGAGUCGGUUGAAGAAAUCGAGUCGAAUUUGCCCCCUCUCCGAGGUGACGAUGCGAGUAUCAUGGAUUACGUGGAGGAGAUCCAAAGGGCGGAGGACCAGUUGAACGAAUUCUACAAUGGCAACAACAUGCGAUACCACCGCCACAAUUUCGAUGCCAGCCGCGCUCGAGAGGAGGAGUUCCGGACAAUUGCGGAUCGACUGCUGAGUAUGAUUGGAGGUUCGGUCGGUGCAAAGAGAAACGAAAGCACUAUGGCCGUUAUCGGCAUUGGGUUAGGGCGAUUUGCGAGCCAGUCAAGAUUAACAUCUCUUCACGGAACGUUCUUCGCUUUCUUUGUGUGCCUGAAGUGCCCUCGCUGCCAGGCCUUCGUGGCGCAGGUUACGAUCCGGAGAUUGUUCUGCAAGACCUGUAGUAUGUACUUCCACAGGGAUGAGAUGGCGGCACACAACAUGGCCAAUGUGGUUCGCGGCCACCUUCUGGGCCAACAGAGACCCGACUACCUCCAACCAGUCGAUGCACAGGGCCGAUAUCCUUGGAAGGAGGACCUCAGUAGCAGCGCAGACGGAGCUGGAAGUAGCAAAAGUACCUCACCCAACACCGAUGCCAAGCCCAAGUCAAGUCAACCUCGGCAGUCCAGGAAGCGCAAGGCGAUCGAUGACACUCAGCCCCCGCCAAGUCCAACCCGGUUGUCGAAGCGCAAGGCUGUGGAGGAGGCGGACUAA